Messenger RNA from Polypterus senegalus (gray bichir), 1632 nucleotides. It is a transcript of the gene dyrk4, whose product is annotated as dual-specificity tyrosine-(Y)-phosphorylation regulated kinase 4. Gene Ontology annotation, molecular function: ATP binding; protein serine/threonine kinase activity; protein serine/threonine/tyrosine kinase activity. Lineage: Eukaryota; Metazoa; Chordata; Cladistia; Polypteriformes; Polypteridae. Gene Ontology annotation, biological process: peptidyl-serine phosphorylation; peptidyl-threonine phosphorylation. Gene Ontology annotation, cellular component: nucleus. The coding region runs from base 1 to 1632 and encodes 543 amino acids. The record is from RefSeq and is a predicted model, not a curated record. The transcript is spliced from 12 exons.
AUGACAAAUGGAUAUUUGGCACACCAGGAAGAGCAGCACAGGAGCUUGCAUCAUGUAACAAAAUUGAGCUCAGCUGAGAUCCUGCCAGACUCCAGCAACAAGAGUCAAUUUAACAAGCAAGAGAAGGAGAGGACACUUGAAGGUCAUAGACUGCCGUUGACACCUACAGAAGCCUUGAACCACUUUAGAAGUUGUCUAACGGAGUAUGAGCAGGAAGAGAUAAUAGACUACACUGAGGUGUGGUUUCUUGGUCAAGAUUCUGAAAAGGUUGAAGGUAUCCCUGGAGGUGGUCACAACUGUGGGUAUGAUGACGAUCAUGGAAGUUAUUUCAAGGUUUUACAUGACCAUAUUGCAUACAGAUUUGAAGUUUUAGAAGUCAUUGGAAAAGGCUCUUUUGGCCAGGUUGUCAAAUGUUUAGACCACAAAACAAAUGAGCUUGUUGCUAUUAAGAUAAUCCGCAACAAGAAAAGAUUUCAUCAUCAAGCCCUGGUGGAACUAAAAAUACUUGAUGCACUUCGUAGAAAUGACAAAGAAAAUGCUUACAAUGUCAUACAUAUGAAGGAUUACUUUUAUUUCCGAAAUCACCUCUGUAUUUCUUUUGAACUUUUGGGGCUUAACUUGUAUGAGCUUAUAAAGAAAAACAACUUUCAAGGAUUUAGCAUGGCCCUCAUACGUCGCUUUGCCUAUGCCAUACUGAAAUGCCUACAGUUGCUCCACCGUGAGAAGAUCAUCCACUGUGAUCUUAAACCGGAAAAUAUUCUACUAUUCCAGAAGGGACAGGGAACAAUUAAAGUGAUUGAUUUUGGAUCAAGCUGCUAUGAACACCAAAGAGUCUAUACAUACAUCCAAAGCAGGUUCUAUCGUUCUCCAGAGGUGAUUCUAGGCCACCCUUAUGGUAUGGCGAUUGAUAUGUGGAGCUUGGGCUGCAUAUUGGCUGAACUAUACUCUGGUUAUCCCCUUUUCCCUGGAGAGAAUGAAGGGGAACAGUUAGCUUGUAUUAUGGAGGUGCUUGGACUUCCACCUGACGACUUUGUUCAGACAGCAUCAAGAAAACGUUUGUUUUUUGAUUCUAAAGGUUUUCCAAGAAAUGUUACUAACAGCAAAGGCAGAAAAAGGAAACCUAAUUCUAGAGACCUUGCUACUGUUCUGAAAAUAAAUGAUCCUCUAUUCCUUGACUUCUUGAAAGGAUGUCUGAUGUGGGAUCCACUGCAGCGUCUGACACCUGAUGAAGCUAUGCAGCAUGAAUGGAUACAAGAACUACGAUCUAACAAAGGUCGUUCUAAAACACGUGCUGCAAGAAAGGGGCCAGAUGAUGUGACUCCAGUUUUUGACAACAGUUUUGACAAACUCUACAGGAAGACCUCAGUGGCCAGAAAAGAUGACAAAGGGCACUCACAUAGUUCUGAAAACUCUAAAAAUGAGAUUAACAUAAAGGAAUCAAAGACUUCACUAAAUGAGAGACCAAGACCUGUUGGAGCAUCAGCAGAAAAGGAAAUACAAGAGGACAUAGCUGACCAAAAAUCAGGCGAGAAAAAUCUAGAAGAAAGACCAGUGCAAAUCAUCAUUAAAGCUGAAAUAUCUAGUGUUCACCCAGAAUCUGAAUUAAAAGAUCAGUUUUUGCCUCCCAUUUAG